Molecule: messenger RNA, 524 nt
Organism: Lathyrus oleraceus (garden pea)
Lineage: Eukaryota; Viridiplantae; Streptophyta; Magnoliopsida; Fabales; Fabaceae
Exons: 3
Coding region: 52-435 (127 amino acids)
Source: RefSeq, a predicted model, not a curated record
AUGAACUUAUUUACUCAUAUUUUACUACAAUAUACUCCUAGUUGAUCCAAAAUGAAAAUCAAGCUUCUUAUCUUCAUGUUUUUUCUUUGUGCAAUAAUUUUCAUCUCUACUGUGGCAGUUGAGACAUUAAAAGUUGAUGCAAUUGAAGAAUCCAAAACAAAAAUUGGGAUGGAUAGUUGGAGAGACUGGGGAGGUUCCUUCUGGGGAGAUGAAGAAGUGGAUAAUGGUGAAGGAGACAAAGAUGGAGGACAUGGAAGUGGUGAAAAAGGAAAAAAACCUAAAAGUGGUAAAGAUGAUUGGAGAGACUGGGGAGGAUCUUUCUGGGGAGAUGAAGAAGGGAAUGGUGGUGAGAGAGGCAAAGAAGGUGGACAAGAAAAAGGUGAGAUAAAUCAAAGUGGAAUAGAUAGUGAAAGUGGAUAUAAUGGUGGAAAUUAGGAACGAAGAAGUUCGAGAGGUGGCUUUACCAGCAAAAAUGGAUGGCAUGUGAAAUGACUAUGAAAACCAAACUCAUGCAUGUUUGUAUC